AAUGGAUUCAGGUAGCUUCAAUGGAUAUCAUAUAAUUGAUGCUGCUCCAUAUAAAGGAUCAAGAACUAUUUAUUUAGCCAAUUAAGAAACCCUUAGAGUCUUAAUUGCUGAUAGUGAAAACAAUGAAGAAACUAGUUAUUCUAUAUCACUUUCAACUACUCAAUCCUCAACAUGUGAUCAUAUUGCUGCUACUGAAGAUGGAGUCUAUAUCUUUGCUACAUGUCAACUCAAUAACAAUAAAGUAUUCCAUGUUGCUAAAUGCUCAACCACAGGACUUCUUGAAUGUCAUCAAUUUGGAACUAUUUAAACAAUAGAUGCAUUAUUUACUGUGUCCUAACUUGCUGUAAAUGGUAAUUAUGUCUUUGUGUUGAAUGGUAAUCCUCAAAGACCAAGAAAUUAUGAAGGAUCACUUAAUGUCUAUAGAUGGACUGCAAGUGCAUAAUAAGUUACAUUUGAUUUACAAAAAAUAUUUGAUAAAGCAUUCUUUGGAAACUAAUCCAGUUAUUUCAGUAGUUUCUACCUUGCUAAUUAUAAAGUUGGAGUAACUAAUUAUCUCAAAGUUCUUUUAGUAGAUUCUAAAUAAAAUCUAUAUGCAAUUGAUGCCUCUUUAAGUACUUUUGGAGUCAUCACAUGGUAUACUACUUAUUCCUAAUUGAAUCUUUAUACAUUCAUCAAUUAAGGUCAAUUUGUUUCAUAAACAAGUUCAUAUUAUUAAGUAUUGGAAUUAGCAGCCCCUUAUUAUUAAUCAUCUGAUUAAACUAUUAGACUCAGAGUCCUCAUUACAACUGAUUCAUCAGCUCAUUAUGCUAUAUCAUUGACUUUUGAUGGUAAAUCUAUUUCAACUAGUAUACCUUUAAGUUAUCAAAAUGUUAUCUAUCUUUUAAAUCAAUAUUCAACAUGGACUGCUUUGAAUAAAGCUUAAGUUGGUAAUGAUUAUGCUGUCAUUGCAUACACUGAUAAUAGUCAAUUAUUGUUAGCAUCCUAUUUAUUACCAAAAGAUCCAAUCUAAGGAGUGCCUUUGAUUAAAUUAGUUGGUGGAACUCAAUCCAAAUAUGGUUAUCCUUAAGUAUCAGAUUUCUUAGCAUAUAUCCCAAAGAAUAUUGGUUUCGUAAUUUUAUAUUAAUUAUCAUUUUUAGCCAAGACUCUAUGCUAAUAUUAUCAGAAAUGUUGAUAUCAAAGAGAACUUGUUAUAAACUUAUUAUUUGAAUCCAACUUAUCAACUUUAUGUCUAUAAUGUUGGUGGUGACUUAGCUGAAUAAUAUGUUUCACUUACCCUAAAUAAUGCUUUCACUUCAGAUACAGGUUAUGUAUUAUUAAGAUAAUUUAAAACUGAAUAACAAGAAGAAGACAAAUCAUUAUUGGAAACAGUCUAUGAUAUAUUUUGGUGAAAAAUCCAAAUGAGUUAUUAAUAAAUAAAUAAACAAC
Molecule: messenger RNA, 1425 nt
Organism: Paramecium primaurelia
Lineage: Eukaryota; Ciliophora; Oligohymenophorea; Peniculida; Parameciidae
Source: the annotation of a GenBank genome assembly